AUGACCAAGAUGAGCAUAGUGAUAACAUUCUUCCUCAUGGGUCGUCCCCAUGCAUCAGCACUGGACAUCUCCCUCUGGGGAAUCUUCUUGGUGAUUUAUGUACUCACUGUAGUGGGGAACCUCCUCAUCCUGCUGGUGAUCAAGGUGGAUUCCCACCUCCACACCCCCAUGUACUACUUCCUGACCAACCUGUCCUUCAUUGACAUGUGGUUCUCCACCGUCACUGUGCCCAAAAUGCUGAUGACCUUGGCAUCACCAGAAGGCAGGGCCAUCUCCUUUCCCAGCUGUGCGGCCCAGCUCUACUCCUUCCACUUCCUGGGGAGCACUGAGUGUUUCCUCUACAUAGUCAUGUCCUAUGACCACUACCUGGCCAUCAGUCACCCACUCAGGUAUGCCAGCAUGAUGAGUGGGAGGACGUGUGCCCUCCUGGCCACCAGCAGGUGGCUCAGUGGCUCUCUGCACUCUGCUGUCCAGACCAUACCGACAUUCUGUCUGCCCUACUGUGGGCCCAGCCAGAUCCAGCUUUACUUCUGUAUGAUUGAAUGCUGA
Messenger RNA from Mustela lutreola (European mink), 549 nucleotides. Its product is annotated as olfactory receptor 10G9-like. The coding region runs from base 1 to 549 and encodes 182 amino acids. Lineage: Eukaryota; Metazoa; Chordata; Mammalia; Carnivora; Mustelidae. Gene Ontology annotation, molecular function: G protein-coupled receptor activity. Gene Ontology annotation, biological process: G protein-coupled receptor signaling pathway. The record is from RefSeq and is a predicted model, not a curated record. The transcript has a single exon. Gene Ontology annotation, cellular component: membrane.